UUCAGAUACUCUGAUUUGCAGUAGAAGAAACAAUGGCUCCUGCUCAUGGUAAAGCGAGUGGCACCUCUCAGUUGGAGGAGAUUAGACAGAAGUUCAAGCAGACUGGCGAGUUGUUUGUGGACAAAGACUUCCCUGCCAAUGACUCAUCCCUCUACUUCGAAGAGAGUCCACCCAAGGAGUUCAAGUGGCUGAGACCCAAAGAGAUCGCAUCCAAUCCACAGUUGUUCGACGCAGGAGCAGACAGGAGUGACAUUGAACAGGGAUACCUGGGCGACUGCUGGCUCCUCGCCUCUCUCUCCUGUCUGUCAAUGAGACCACAACUGCUGAAGAGAGUGGUCCCUUCAGAUCAGGGCUUCGAUGCAGAUAACUACUGCGGCGCUUUUCACUUCUACUUCUGGCGAGCAGGUGAAUGGAAGGAAAUCAUAGUGGAUGAUCAGCUGCCUACCUACGGUGGCAAACUGGUCUUCACCCACAGCAAAUCAGAAGACGAGUUCUGGACUGCACUAGUGGAGAAAGCAUAUGCUAAGAUCUUUGGCACGUUUGAGUCUCUGAAGGGAGGAAAUAUGGCGGAAGCUAUGGAGGACUUCACAGGUGGACUGACUGAGCCCUAUGAGCUAAAUGCCGCCCCAAAACACCUCUUCAAGCUGAUGGAGCAUGCAUUCGAGCGGGACAGUAUGAUCGGCUGCUCUAUUCCGCCCACGCCUGGAAUUGUGGAGGCGGAGCUUGACAGUGGACUCAUUGCUGGACACGCUUACUCUGUCACUGGCGUCAAAAGGGUGACGUUGCGUGGCCAGGAGAUGCACAUGGUCCGCAUCAGGAACCCCUGGGGAAAGAGUGAGUGGAAUGGAGCAUGGAGCGACGAUUCUCCGGAGAUGAAGGGACUGUCUGACGAUGAGAAGAAGGCACUAGAGCUGAAAAAGGAGGACGACGGGGAGUUCUGGAUGGACUUCAAGGACUUCAAACAGCACUACGUCACUAUUGAGAUCUGCAACUUGAGUCCGGAUGCAGUAGUGACGGACGAGACUGAUGCUGAUCUGGCCAAGAAGAAGUGGGUGACGACGAUGGAGCACAAGGCUUGGAUUAAGGGAUCCACUGCCGGAGGAUGUAGAAACAACAAGGAUACCUUCCACAAGAACCCCCAGGUGUUUGUGCGUCUGGACGAGGCAGAUGAUGACGACAAAGACGAAGGGUGUACUCUGAUAGUGGCCCUGUACCAGAAGGGCACCAGAGUGGGCAGGAGUCUGGGCAAGAAGCCACUCACCAUCGGAUUCGCCAUCUACGAGAUCUCGGAGGAUUACAAGCAGAAGACUGGCUAUGUGGCAGGCACAGACAUGGACAGGAAGUUCUUCCUCACCCGAAAGAUGACUGAGAAAAGUCCGGCAUACAUCAACAGCAGAGAAGUAGUGGGAAGAUACAAGUUGAAGCCAGGAGACUACGUCAUAGUUCCCUCCACCUUCCAGGCCAAUGAGCAGGGCAACUUCAUGCUGCGAAUCUACACUGAGAAGAAGAUCGAAUCCCAGGCACUGGAUCAGCAGACUGACUACAAACCAACUGUCAAGCCCCUGACCCCGACAGAGAAGGGACAUUACGAGGAGUUGAAGAAGAAGUUUGCCGACAUAGCUGGAGAGGAUCUGGAGGUGGAUGCAUUUGAGCUGCGACAGAUGUUGAACGAGAGUGAUGCUCUGGCAGAAGUGAAGACUGGCAACUUCUCCAUCGACGCCUGCAGGACCAUGGUCGCCAUCUACGACGAGGACAUGUCUGGCAAGUUAGGCUUUGUGGAGUUCACUGAACUGUGGGUGUACAUCUGCAUGUGCAAGAAGGUCUUCCUCAACUUCGACGAGGACAAAAGCGGCUCAUUCUCCUCCUUCGAAAUGCAGGAUGCUCUGAAGUACUUGGGGUACUCUCUAGACAGGUCCACGUUCUCGUGCAUUGUGACCAGAUAUGCGAACAGACAGAACCAGAUAGACUUCAACGACUUCGUCAUGAUUGCAGGCAAACUCAGAUCCACCUUCGAACGAUACGAAGCGCACAAGAAUGGACAAGGCAAUGCAGAAGUUAGCGUCAAGCAGUGGGUACAAAUCAACAUGUACAGCUAAAUUCCACAAUCUGUGCUGCUGUGCACUUGUCUGAGAAGAUAUCUACCCUAUUGCAUCAAAAUUAAGCUGGAGAAGAAAAUUCAUCGUAAAGUGGAACAAUGAAGCUUAACAACUCGAUCAGUUCAUAAUUCUAUAACUUAUUUAUAACCCAAACUCAAACUUCUGAUUAAAUCGCUGCCGCUGGCCAGUCAGCCCAAAUUAAGUGAAUUAUUUAACAGAAACAAACUUAAUUUAACUUCGCUGGAAAAAUAAAACUCGUAAUUUAGUACAAGACUGAUUGUCAGGUGAUAACGAAUAAAUUAAUAAUGUAUUGAUUUGGUAGAAUCUUUCGGUAGGUUUCUUAUUUGUGUAGAAAAUACGCUUAACUUUGCCGACCAUCUAAAUAACCGACAAAAAAGUCAAAGUGAGGAGUCGCGAAGAAGAAUUGAAAAUUUUUUGCCCACUUGGUAUGGCUUCUGCAUCUAAGCGCGUCGGCAGUUGUUACUAAAUAUUAUUAUUAUAAAUUUCGAAUUACUCUCAAUUAACUAUUGAGCUAUAUUUUGCAUGUUUUACACUUCUAUGACAGAACAUUCCAUUAUAUUCAAAAGUUUUAAAGGUUGAGGUUUUUUAUCAGGUUUUUAUAACAAAAAUGGAUUACUUUAGGAAAAUGGAUUCAUUCAUAUGGUUAUCUUCAAUUACAUUUUGUUUCGAAUGAAUUUCUCAUUUAAGAUUGUAAAUUGCUGUUUUAAAUCUCAUGAAAAUCUCCAAAUUAAGAAACUCAUCCUCUUAAUGUGCAGUAACUGUUUUCGGGAAAUUGCAACGCAUGGGUAAAUCGACAAAUUCAAAACUCAAUUUAUAAUUUAUUGAA
Molecule: messenger RNA, 2943 nt
Organism: Symsagittifera roscoffensis
Lineage: Eukaryota; Metazoa; Xenacoelomorpha; Acoela; Convolutidae
Product: calpain-9-like
Exons: 17
Coding region: 33-2096 (687 amino acids)
Biological process (GO): proteolysis
Cellular component (GO): cytoplasm
Molecular function (GO): calcium ion binding; calcium-dependent cysteine-type endopeptidase activity
Source: RefSeq, a predicted model, not a curated record